Arctia plantaginis is the source of this 228-nucleotide messenger RNA. The record is from the annotation of a GenBank genome assembly. NCBI's taxonomy places the organism in Eukaryota, Metazoa, Arthropoda, Insecta, Lepidoptera, Erebidae.
AUGAGGGCUUGUAUCGUGUUCGCUGUAUUCCUCGUGGCUUUCGCAGCCAUUACUUCGGAAGCACAUAUUAGAGAUGAAGAAUCUACUCACCUCCUGGAGAAGAGAGACACGAUUCACGUGCAGUGGCCGGUUUCCUGUGUGUUUUAUGAGUGUAAUGCGAGCUGCAGGAGGAGAGGGCACAGUGGGGGCACCUGUAGCGUAUUGACCGGAUGCAGUUGUGUUGGAUAA